Molecule: messenger RNA, 3924 nt
Organism: Brassica rapa (field mustard)
Lineage: Eukaryota; Viridiplantae; Streptophyta; Magnoliopsida; Brassicales; Brassicaceae
Product: probable pectinesterase/pectinesterase inhibitor 35
Biological process (GO): cell wall modification
Molecular function (GO): enzyme inhibitor activity; pectinesterase activity
Source: RefSeq, a predicted model, not a curated record
CGGAUCUUAAUCUAGUUACUUAUAUAUUUUCCAAUAAAAAACUGUGUACGAAAAGAGAAUUGCAAAUUACAUUAAUUAGGUUUGCAUUACUAUACAAUAUAUGUUUAGAUGUUAACUAAGCAACCAGUUGAACUUUGUUACCCCGAAAAGAGAAUGAGGUAACGAAUCAAUGUAAACCAUUAAAUGCUAAGAAACAAAACAAAUCAACCUUUCAAAAAGCCAAUAAUUAUUACCAGACAUGAAGGGAUGGUGGCUGUCUUAUAUGCAAAAAAGGUUUACAAUUGGGUUUAUUGUUUUGUAUGAUAUAUUAUGAAACUAAAUUUCCUCAUUCGCUUUGCUAUGUAAUUGGUUGAAACUUAAGAGCCAUGUUCUACGCCAAAAAAAAAACUUAAGAGCCAUGCAGACGCAGUAUGACUACUGAAAAAUAAAGCUGAGAUCAAGCCCAUACAAAAAAAGUCAAAUUUAAACCGUACGUAUAAAAAAUAAUACGUUUUUGUUUAUCAUCUACAACUCACGCAUUCUAAAAUAUUUGAAUCAGUGAUUUGAUACAGUGUCCAGAGCAAGUGAUAUGCUACGGUAUCCAGACCCGGUCUUAGAUUUACAUAUUCGCUUUAAGGCCACAAAGUGGCUGGUUUAAUAAAUCUUUUAGAAAUAUUGGCGAUUUGGCUAUGAUUUCCUGUAAAAGUGGAGGCCUUAAGCAGAUUCUUGCUCUGCUUGGCCCUUAACUUAAGGCCGUCUCUGGCAGUUUCUUCGCUUGCUGGAAAAAAGAUUUUACAUCAGAAAUAUGAAAAUGAAAAUGACUUAAGUAAUAUAUAGGAGAUUUGGACCAACUUACUUAUUGCUAAAUGAUUUUAAUUUGUAAGCCAAAGAAAUUUAUCAUGGUAUCAGAGCGGACCCACACCUUAACACAUUAGUUCGAUCUGGACAAUGGCUUGAUCAUCCCACUAACUGAUGGUCCAUAGAAGGCUCAUUUCCACCGAAAUUGCUAGAAAAAUAAAACAUUGUCUCGGAGGGAUAUGAUUGAUUCUGCGAGAUUAAUGGUUAUACGCACCAUUAUCUUGAGGGAGGGUAUAGGAGAAAAAAUCUCAUAUUGGAAAUAUGAAAAUGACUUAAGUAAUAUAUAAGGAAUUCGGGCCAAUUCACUUACUGCUAAUUGGUUUUAAGUUGAAAACCCAUAAAACUUCAGUAAUAUAUAAGGGACUAGAACCAAAAACUGACAAACUCUUAUCAGACGCAUAGGCGAAUUUAGAAACAUUUUAAGUUAGAGACAACACUAAAAAUAACAUUAAAAUAAAUUUUACUAGGGGGAAUUUUUACUAUUCCUCCACUAAACAAUAAAGAUCUUAAUAAAAUUAAUUCAAAUACGUGAAAAGAAAAACAGUAAGGGGAUCCCGUACCCCCGUAAGACAUAAUUUUUUUUAUACAUAUACCAACGAUUAUGCACAAGGUUAUUUUGACUGAUGCGUUUAAACUUACAACCAUUUGUAAAAUCAACAUAUUACCGUCAAUUUCUGUAGUGCAACACUAGUUAUAAACAUUUUAAUCAAAAAUAUAGUUUUAAGAUCAAGGGAAAAAGAAGGACAAAAGCAACAUUAUCAAAAUGAAUCUGACAGUCACAGACAGUAAAACGAUCAUUUUAAUAUAUUGAUAAUUAAUGGUUAAUUUUGUUGCAACAAAACAGUAACUUGUUUUCUAUACUGAGCCAGCAUAAACUUUUAAGUAAUAUUUAGAAUCAAUGUAUCAAGGAGAAACCUAUCAAACUCAAAUUUAUCUCUUUGGAUGAUCAGUCGACAUAGGUAUCUAAUUUCCAUCGCGAGCAACCGAGUUUGUCUGUCAUUAGUCGGUUGGGCCUCGGUCCACUCGAUACUCCAACUUAUAAAAAGUGUACAAAUGAGAAGGAAUUGUGCACGAGAGAUCAUUUACAGGAUAAUAUACUAAUAAGUCGCUUCCCUAUCGUUGAAACUAGAGUUUACGAAAUUGGUCCACCUCAUCUUUAACAAGAACUUUUAGUACACCAAGUACUAGUUGAUUCUGAAACAAAUAUCUAUAUAUAUAGUAGAUUAUUAUUGCCAAGCACAUAACCACUUCUUCUCUACUACAUGCAAACCAUCAAAAGUUGCACAUAAGUCACAACAUGUCUUCUUCUACAUCAUCCUCGUUACCAAAUCAUAAGUUCCGGAUCAAACUAUUGUUCUUUCUGAUCUUAAACCUCUUCCAUCUUCACACUUUAGUGUUUGCCAAUUCAUCAAACUCUAAGUUCUCAAAAUUCUCAAGACACCCAAACUCCGAGUCAUCAUCAACAAGAAGAACCAAAUACUCAAACGAUGGGUUUCUCAACUCAGUCCAACACAGCUUGGACCAGGCUCUCUUAGCCCACUCUCUCGCCUUCAGAUUCACGCUCUCGCACCGUACUUCUCAAACCCUCAUGCUCGAUCCUGUCAACGACUGUCAUGAGCUGCUAGACGACACACUCGACAUGUUGUCUCGCAUCGUCGUCAACCCUAAAGAUCACGCCAAUGAUGAUGUCCAUACGUGGCUAAGCGCAGCGUUGACCAAUCAAGAGACUUGUAAGCAAAGCCUCAGUGAGAAAACAAGCUUACAUAAAGACGGAUUCACAAUGGAUUCCGUUGUAAGUAACCUCACCGGUUUACUGACCAAUUCGCUAGAGAUGUUCGUUUCCGGUAAGCCGACACGUCGUGAAACUGGUGGCCGGAAACUAUUGUCCGGUCAGGACUUUCCGACGUGGGUUUCUUUGUCAGACCGGAGGCUUUUAGAAGCUUCGGUUGAAGAGCUGAGACCUCACGCUGUGGUGGCUGCCGAUGGAAGUGGGACACACAUGAGCGUAGGGGAAGCGCUGGCGUCUUUGGAGAAGGGGACUGGUGGCAGAAGCGUCAUUCACUUAACAGCUGGAACCUAUAAAGAGAAUCUGAAUAUUCCGACCAAACAGAAGAACGUUAUGUUGGUUGGUGACGGUAAAGGCAAAACAGUUAUUGUCGGUAGCAGAAGUAACAAAGGCGGCUACAAUACUUACCAAACCGCUACUGUCGCCGCUAUGGGAGACGGAUUCAUAGCUCGGGACAUCACCUUCGUGAACAGCGCCGGUCCAAACGCGGAGCAAGCGGUAGCCUUACGGGUCGGGUCAGACAGGUCCGUUGUCUACCGAUGCUCCAUCGACGCUUACCAAGACACACUCUACACUCUCUCCAAACGCCAAUUCUACCGCGAGACCGACAUAACCGGCACCGUCGACUUCAUCUUCGGAAACUCCGCCGUCGUUUUCCAAAGCUGCAACAUCGCGUCCCGAAAAGGCUCCUCGGAUCAGAACUACGUCACGGCCCAAGGACGAUCCGACCCGAACCAGAAUACCGGGAUUGCGAUACAUAAUUGCAGGAUAACCGGUUCGACCAGGACUUAUUUGGGUCGACCGUGGAAAGAGUAUUCGAGGACCGUUGUGAUGCAAUCGUUUUUGGACGGUUCGGUUCAUCCUUCGGGUUGGUCUCCUUGGUCGAGUAGCUUCGCUUUGAAGACUCUGUACUACGGGGAAUUUGGAAACUCGGGUCCUGGGUCAUCGGUUUCGGGUCGGGUUAGUUGGCCUGGGUACCACCCGGCGUUGACGUUGACUGAAGCUCAAGGGUUUACCGUUUCAGGCUUCAUUGGCGGGACUUCGUGGUUGCCAUCAACCGGCGUCGUUUUCGACUCUGGUCUUUUAUAAAUUUAUUCGCGGUAUACUGCUUCAAAUAUGUUAUCAAUUACUCAGUGAUUUGGUAGAAAAGAAAUUGUAAUCUACUACGCUUUUGUGUAUAAGUGUUUUGUGUUUGGUGCAUACUCUCACAUUUGUAAUCUAUCUUGUCGUGAAUCAAGUGUUAAAAGAUUGGUAUUGUAUAUAUAAACUUUGUAAUAUCGUUUGUCAUUCACUUGUGUGUA